Hirsutella rhossiliensis is the source of this 792-nucleotide messenger RNA. RefSeq names its product glycosyltransferase like family 2 domain-containing protein. Lineage: Eukaryota; Fungi; Ascomycota; Sordariomycetes; Hypocreales; Ophiocordycipitaceae. The transcript is spliced from 3 exons. The record is from RefSeq and is a predicted model, not a curated record. Bases 1 to 792 code for a protein of 263 amino acids.
AUGCUCCUGCCAAGGCUGAGCAGAACAUACAUAUUUCUGCGCCUCCUGGAGGCGGCCUCGACCUGGUAUCUCAGCGCACAGCAUAAGCCAGUGCCGGUGCCGAGGAAGCCCAGCUACGAGGCCGGGAGACAUGUCAGCCUCGUGGUGCCCACCGUCGACACGCCCAACGAAUUUGCGGCGUCGCUGCGCACGUGGGCCAGCGCCGGCCCCAAGGAGAUCAUUGUCGUGACGGUCCCGCACGACGCGGCCCGGGUCAGAGCCCUGGUGGCGGCGGCGCUGGUGCCGGCCGGGGUGCCGGUGACGGUGCUCACGCACCCGCGCGCCACCAAGCGCGGCCAGCUAAGCUGCGGCAUCCGCCAUAGCACCGGCGCCAUCAUCGCCGUCGCCGACGACGAUACGUACUGGAAACCCUCGGUGCUGGCACACCUGCUCGCUCCCUUCGAGGACCCCUCGGUGGGCGGCGUCGGCGGCCGGGGCCGGGCGGCCGCGCCGCCGCCCGGGCGCCAUAAGUGGAACUGCUGGGAGGCCGCCGCCGCAUUGCGCAACUGGAGGUUCGGAAUCAACGAGGCCGCUAAUAAUGCUCUUGGCGGUGGCUGCUUUGUCCUCUCGGGCCGCACCGCCCUAUAUCGCGCCGAAAUCUUACGCCAGGACGCUUUCCUCUACGCCUUUACCCACGACUACUGGCUCGGCAAGUACCUCCUCGACUCCGGCUGCGUCGCGCCCAACCUGGAAGCAGUUCUGGGAGAGGAACCCUUGGUCUCGUCCAGCUGGUAUUGUAACGGUCUCAACUGA